UAGGCCAGCAGAGUAUAAAAGACCAGAAGGAAACUGAGACGUUCAAAGGAGCGAGUUGAUUCAAGCCGGAGAACCACUCUGACAAGGGCUGACCUUUCAUUCUUCCAAGGAGCUUUUGCAAACCAAGGUCCAAGAUGAAGUACUACAAAUGUCCCGUGUCUUGGUCCAUGAGGAUCACAGCUAACGCCCAGAACUGCAGCGUCCCUGUCACUUGCAAAGGUGCAACCUCUCUGAAGCCAGCCCGGAGCGUCCACUUCCCCAACGACAUUGUUUUCCAAGACUACGUCCGACACGGGGAACUGGAAAGAAUUGGACGUUUCAUUCGAGCCAGAAGAGUCAAACUAGACACAAUUUACCUCUCUGGCAUGGCAGCCAUCCAUGAAGCUGUGCUGUCUGGGAACCUGGAGUGUGUGAAGCUGCUGGUCCACUACGGAGCAGAUAUCCACCAGAGAGACGAGGAGGGGUGGACCCCGCUGCACAUGGCCUGCAGUGACGGAUUUCCACACAUCGCACGCUACCUCCUGUCACUGGGCGCCGACCCAGAACUGGAGAACAACUGCGGGGAGAAGCCAGCUGAUCUCAUCGACGCGGACAACAAGGAGCUGCUGGAGCUCUUUGGGCUGACGGCCAAUGACUGAGAACCUCCAGCCUCAGACGCUUCUUCACACUGGUAUGAGAGCUGCUGCAGACGUCAGAGCCCCCACAGCAGCGAGCAGGAAGGCCACGAGUCUGGAGUGCUGAUUUAGAGCUGCCUGAACUCUGGAGGUGACAGACUGUUGGCGUUUGGUAGGAGAGGAGCUGGCUGCCCUCCCAGUAAAAGUUUGCAGGUCUCUGUUCUCCAGCAGCAUGAAUCUGCUGAAUCCUGUCAGUUCUCUGAUUUGGUUGAAAUUCUAAAUGUGGAAACACAUUUUGCACUUGUUUUUUGUUUUAAACUGGCUCCAGUAUGUAAAUCUGUUUACAGCCAGUAAAGGCUGAAGUUUGUUUUCUGUUCUUGAAGAUGGUACCGGUUACUUAUUUUUACUUACAAAGAAAAAUAAACUCAUUUAUUUAAGUG
Messenger RNA from Nothobranchius furzeri (turquoise killifish), 1054 nucleotides. RefSeq names its product protein phosphatase 1, regulatory subunit 27b (gene ppp1r27b). NCBI's taxonomy places the organism in Eukaryota, Metazoa, Chordata, Actinopteri, Cyprinodontiformes, Nothobranchiidae. The record is from RefSeq and is a predicted model, not a curated record. Gene Ontology annotation, molecular function: phosphatase binding.